Molecule: messenger RNA, 1080 nt
Organism: Phytophthora nicotianae INRA-310
Lineage: Eukaryota; Oomycota; Peronosporomycetes; Peronosporales; Peronosporaceae
Exons: 1
Coding region: 1-1080 (359 amino acids)
Source: RefSeq, a predicted model, not a curated record
AUGGUUCGUGUCGGACCGAGCCAAAUUGACCCCAUUCUACUCGGUCGUAUCGAAAACCCUCCGCUCUCGCUCGUACGGAACUCAACGUUGCAGUUCUUCCAGUUCAAUUGUAUAACCGGGUAUGAACCAAAGAAUACCCCGAACCGGGUGAUCGGUUGGGCUCAUCCUUACCUGAUCGAGCUGUUAAAGCACGCUGACUCGACUUUAUACGUUGAUACUGCUCUUCGACGACUACCUCCUGGGUUCGAACAGUGCAUGGCGUUGGUUAUGUACGAAAAAACGUCCGGGUUUUUCGUUCCGGCGUUCUACGUCUUGUGUACAACUCGGGCAUUGACUAGCUAUCGCAAUGCUCUUUACUUCAUCGUCCAAGCUACGCGACGAAAGCUGAAGCCACAGGAGGUCGUAUGUAGCUUUGAUAAUGAGCUUUACAGGGCUCUGCAACUACAGUUCCCGAACGCUGUCGUGAAAGGCAGUGUAUACCUCUUCAAGAAGGCUUGUCAGACCAGAAUGGAGCAAUUGGAGAUGUCGGAGGAGGCCAUCAAUAUUGCGAUGGAGAAAGGUGUGCUAGAUAUGCUCGCCUCGAUCACUCCGGAUCGAGUUGCUAGUGCAGGAAUUGCCCGGGUGAAGCAGCAGAUUAAAAACAAGUGUAUCACAACUGGAAUUCCUUACUCACGGGAUCAAUGGAGCUCGUUUUGGGUCUACUUCAGACGUGUGUGGAUCUCGCAAUUCUCGCCCGCUAUGUGGAAUAUGCACGGCUUGAACAACAGUAUCAUCACUCGCACUAACAACCCGCUUGAGCACUUCCAGAGGGAACUAGAAAACUCGUUUACAGCGCCAGAGCCGGGUCUACAAUUCUUUGUGGCGACAAUCGAGAGAAUGGCACGUCGACAUGUUGCUGAUCUUGCCGGCGAGACGACUACUCUUCCUAGUGCGGUCGAGGUGUAUAGUGAAAUGGAGGCUGCAAGCGAUGAGGAAAGCGGAGGUGAAUUGAGUGGAGAUGAAGACGAUGAUGACGAUGUCGACUUCAUUAAAAGUGAGUCUCCACGGGGACAUGAUGUGAUUAGCGAUGAGGAAGAGUAA